This is a messenger RNA of Mauremys mutica (yellowpond turtle), 2177 nucleotides long. RefSeq names its product ribosomal RNA processing 9, U3 small nucleolar RNA binding protein (gene RRP9). The coding region runs from base 143 to 1594 and encodes 483 amino acids. Gene Ontology annotation, cellular component: small-subunit processome. NCBI's taxonomy places the organism in Eukaryota, Metazoa, Chordata, Testudines, Geoemydidae. Gene Ontology annotation, molecular function: snoRNA binding; protein binding. The record is from RefSeq and is a predicted model, not a curated record. The transcript has 15 exons.
GACCUGGGAGUAAUUCCAACCAAUGGACAGGGAGCUGUGGGCGUGGCCGGAGUGACUCUGUCCACUGGGAGGGCUCUAGGGGCGGAACCAGAGCGCCACGUGCAGCUGGCGCUGAGCAGCAGCCUGGGCCGGAGGCAGCAGCAUGGCGGCGUCGGGAGCGAAGAAAAAACAGCAGCAGCAGCAGCGAGCGGCUGCGGCGGGGGGAGCCGGGCGCAGGCGGCGCAAGGUCCCUGAUGCAGAGGAGAAAUCCUGGCAGAAAGCCGGCUCGAAGCUGGAUGAGGAGAUCUCCAGCGACUCCGAUGCAGAGAGCCCUACAUUUGGUGGGAAGCGGAAGAAGGACAGUGAGGCAGAUGAGAUUGAAGAGACAGCACAGGAGAAGAAGCUGAGAUUAGCCAAACUUUACCUGAAGCAGCUUCGACAGCAGGAGGAGGAAAAGGCAGAAGAGGAGGCCUUGGAAGAUGACUUGGUUGCUGGCCGACUGAAGGAAGAUGUGCUUGAACAGAAGGGAAAACUGCAGCGACUGAUCGCCAAAGAUUUGCAGCCUCCAGAUACAGCAGCCAUCCGAGUGCUGCGAGGUCACCAGCUGCCCAUCACCUGCCUGGUCAUCUCUCCAGAUGACAAGUGCAUCUUCUCAGCUGCCAAAGACUGCUCCAUCAUCAAAUGGGAUGUGGAGAGCGGGAAGAAGUUGCACGUGAUCCCUGGAGGGAAGAAGGGGACAGAGGCCCAGCACGUCGGCCACACAGCGCAUGUUCUCUCCAUGGCCAUCUCGUCAGAUGGCAAAUACCUGGCCACAGGAGACAGGAACAAACUGAUCAUGAUCUGGGAGGCUGUCACAUGCAAGCACCUAUAUAAAUUCACUGGCCAUCGAGAUGCUGUGACGGGUUUGUCGUUCCAGAAGGGCACUCACCAGCUGUACAGCGCCUCGCACGAUCGCUCCGUCAAAGUCUGGAACGUGGCUGAGAACGCCUACGUGGAAACUCUGUUUGGGCACCAGGAUGCAAUCACGGGGCUGGACAGCCUGAGCCGGGAGUGCUGCGUCACAUCAGGAGGGCGAGACGGCACCGUCCGGGUCUGGAAGAUCCCUGAGGAGUCUCAGCUUGUGUUCUAUGGGCACCAGGGCUCCAUUGACUGCGUCCAGCUGAUCAAUGAGGAGCACAUGGUGUCCGGUGCGGAUGACGGGUCGGUCGCCCUUUGGGGACUUUCGAAGAAGAAGCCGCUCACGACGGUGAGGCAAGCGCACAGUAACCACGGCGCCCAGGGCCUGGAGCAGCCGUACUGGAUCUCCUCGGUGGCCACCCUGCUGAACAGUGACGUUGUAGCCACAGGUGCCUCGCGCUGCUCGCACAGCUCCAGUGUGCGGCUGUGGAAGUGUGGCGAGGGAUUCCGAAGGCUGGAGCCGCUCUUCGACAUCCCCCUGAUCGGCUUUGUCAACAGCUUGAAGUUCUCGAAUGCUGGGGAUUUCCUGGUUGUUGGGGUUGGACAGGAACACAGGUUGGGCCGCUGGUGGCGAAUUAAAGAAGCCAAGAACAGCAUCUGCAUCAUCCCGCUGCAGAGGAUGGCGGCUGACAGCGCACAGCCAGCUGACGGCUCCUAACCCUGCUCCCCUCUUGCAUACGGUCGUGUUACUACUAGAGCUUUGUGAGACUCUUGAGUUAAAACUUUGCAUUAAAAGCAAACCCGUGUGUAAAACCCUGCUGUCAGUGUCAGCCUGUCUACGGCUCGGAUGCUUUGUCACAAGCGAAACCGGAGGCAAGGAUGUCUUCUCUGGGACCAGUUGCAGGCUGGGCACAAGAGGAAAGGGAGGUGCAGCAUGUGAAAUGAAAAGCCCAGGCCCCCCUCGCUCUGCAGCCAGAGCUGCAUGGCAGUGGGGAGGAUCUUCGACAAGCUUACUCCUGCCCCUGAAAGGCCAGCGACAGAACCUGCUCCGUGUGAGCUGCUGAGACCUGGCCUUUUGCAGGGGGGGGAAUGGACAUGCAGACUAAGCAGCCUCAGUCUGACUUCCUCCUUUCUCAAGAACAGGCCAGAACCACUCACUCAAAUGGCCCAUGACCUUCAAGGGCAUGUUGCAAGGGACAGCCCUGUCUCUGCCUGCCGAGAUCCCAUGAAGAAUUCCCUUUCUUUACCAGAUGUUGGAGUUUGUGGCAGGGCCCAGGAUUCUCUCUUCCCUUUCCUGCUUA